Messenger RNA from Ruditapes philippinarum (Manila clam), 531 nucleotides. RefSeq names its product E3 ubiquitin-protein ligase TRIM33-like. The coding region runs from base 1 to 531 and encodes 176 amino acids. Gene Ontology annotation, cellular component: chromatin; nucleoplasm. The record is from RefSeq and is a predicted model, not a curated record. Gene Ontology annotation, biological process: positive regulation of DNA-templated transcription. The transcript has a single exon. Gene Ontology annotation, molecular function: ubiquitin-protein transferase activity; zinc ion binding. Lineage: Eukaryota; Metazoa; Mollusca; Bivalvia; Venerida; Veneridae.
AUGGCACAUUCAAGGAUAGACUUCAGUGCUUCAUUUACACAGGACUCUGAUGAAGUUCAGGAAAUGUUCUGUGAACAUUGUGAUAAACAUGACAAGCAAUAUGUUCCUGCUGAGGGAUUUUGUGAGGAAUGUUUUGAGUACUUGUGUGGUACUUGCCUUAAAUUUCAUAAAAGAUAUAUGGUCUCUCAUACUAUAAAGAAUAAGAAUAACAUGCCACAGGAUUUCUGUCUUGAGAAAUGUUUUGUCCAUCAAGAUGAAUUAGUCAAGUUCUAUUGUCAAGCUUGUAAGAAAUUUGCCUGUUAUGAAUGCAAGACUCUAGACCAUGGGACCUGUAGUAUGGUCAAUCAUUUGCCAGCCCUUGUUCCAGGGAUUGAAAACAGCCAAGAAAUUAAAGAACUCACUGAAAAUCUUGAUAUGUUAAUGAAAGAUUUGGAAAUUACAGAAAAACAUGUGAACAUAAACAUGAAAUAUGUUGCUUCACAAGAAACAAAGAUAUUAGAGAUACAGUCAAGAAAAAAAAGAAAGAAAUAA